AUGGCCCGCGGCGGGGCGGCCUGCUGGGGCGACGCGCGGCUGCUGAGGGGCCGGGACGCGCUGCGGGCCUCGCCCGCGCUGCUGGCCCCCGCCGUGCUGCUGGGCACCGCGCUCGGCCUCGGCCUCGGCCUCUGGCUCGGCUGCCGCGCCCGCCGGCGCCCCAGGCUCCAGAAAGAAGACACCCAGAACUUGCUCAAGAACUUGGAGUCCAACGUGCAGACCCCCUCGGACACUGACUCCCUGCCCAGGAGGAGGAGGAGAGAAGCCCCGGUGGAGACCGAGGAGGCGGCUCUGGAUGACGGCGAGCCUUCUGUCAACAGCAACGUCACAGCAUUUGCGCUGAAGGCCAAAGUGGUCUACCCCAUCAACCAGAAGUUCCGGCCUCUGGCCGACGGCUCCUCCAACCCGUCGCUGCACGAGACCCUGCAGCCGGCGGGGCUGCCCAACCAGCUGGGGGAGGCGUCCCCGUCCAGCAGCCUGGGGAGCUUGAGCCAGGCCGAGAAGGACGCCUGCAGCUCCUCGUCCAGCGUCCACUCGGCCGCCAGCGACAACGGCUUCCUCAGACGCACCUUCCUCCAGACCCCCGGCUUCCCCGAGACCCUGGCCUCUGAGAGUGUGGACCUUGACUUGUGUAUCUACAACCUUCACUUAAAAGACCUGCUUCGUCUGGACACGGCCCUGAGGCGGGAGAAGCACCUGAUGUUUAUUCAGAUUUUUAAAAUGUGCCUCCUUGACCUUCUUCCUAAAAAGAAAUCUGAUGACGAAUUAUAUCAGAAGAUUCUUUCGAAACAAGAAAAUGACUUGCAGGAAUUAGAGAAGGAACUUCAGGUCAAACUAUCAAACGCAGAGAGGCUGGGCGCUGGGGACUCCGAGUACAUCGCCCUGGCGGACGUGGAGAGGAGGGAGAGAGAGCGCGCCGAGCAGCUGGUGGAAAGUAUGGAAGCUUUCUGGAGACAGAUGGAAAACAUCCCGCACUGCCUCGUGGACCAGUUUAAGUGUUCCGCCGCCAAAGCCCGGCAGCUCCUGACGGCUCUGACGGAGAGGAUGGCCGCGGCCGAAGGGCUCCUCCGCGAAUCUCAGGACCUGCAGGCCCUGGACACGCUGGACAGGACGAUGGGGCGCCUGCUCAUGGCCAGGAUGGUCGAGACCCUGAAGCUGCAGAUCCAGGAGGAGACCAAGUGCCGCCUGGCCGCGCUGGCCCGCAGCCUGGAGCUGCUGAGCGUGGAGGGCAAGCUCUCUGGGCGGCAGAAGGAGGAACUGCUGACCCAGCAGCAGAAGGCCUUCUGGGGGGAGGCCGAGCGCUUCAGCCGGGAGUUUGUCCAGCGAGGCAAGGGCCUGGUCCAGGCGUCGCUGGCUCGUCAGGCAGAGGGGGCGGCGGAGCUCACGCAGGUGCAGAAAGAAGAGCAGAGGAGCUUCCUGGCCCGGGCACAGCCGCCCGCUGACCCAGAGGGCUUCCUCCAGGCCUUUCACGGGAUACUGGAGAGGCAGAGGCUGACGCAGGGUGACCUGGAGGAUGAUGAGAGUGUCAGAACCACCGAGGCCAUGGCUGCACUCUGCCAGGAGCUGUACCGCUGCACCAUGGACACCUUCCGGGGCUUCGCGGACCACCUGUUCCUCCAGACGCUGCCGGAUGUGACUGGCCUCCCCCGGGCCGAGUGUGAGUACCUGCGGGAGGAGGCCCAGGAGGACGCCGCCCGGCAGCUGGGCAAGUCGGAUCGCUUCCGGAAACAGCAGUGGAAGCUCUUCCAGGAUCUCCUGGAGCAAGAAAAGCAGGUAUGGAUGGAGGAGCAUGCUCUGUCCACUGUGCUUCAGACACACUUGUGGGAAGACCACGAAAGCAUUGUCCACCAAGUCCUGGGCCAACUCGGCAGCCUCAGUGAAGAGUCCACACGGUGCAUCCUGCAGGGGCAUGACCUGCUACUGCGCUCAGCCCUCCGGAGGUUGGCUCUCCGCGGCAGCUCCAUCACCACCCUGACCCAGAUGAGACUGUCCGGGAAGAAGGGCCUGCUCCAGGAGCUGCGUGAGCAGCACGCCCUGGAGGAGGGCUCCUCCCAGUGUCUGGAUGAGCAUCAGUGGCAGCUGCUCCGGGCCCUGGAGGCCCGCGUACUGGAGGAGGCCAGCAGGCUGGAGGAGGAGGCGCAGCAGACGCGGCUGCAGCUCCAGCAGCAGCUCCUGGCCGAGGCCCGAGAGGUGCAGCGGCUCCUGCAGCAGCGCAUGGAGUGUGCCAUCGGGCAGGCACUGCUGGGACACGCGCGAAACGCGGCCACCAGGAGCCGGGCCAGGGACAGAGAUGACUUCAAGAGAGUGCUGCUGGAGGCCGCGGUGGAGAGCGUGUACGUGACCAGCGACAGCGCAGGCCGGCUGGUGCAGGCCUACGCCCAGCAGGUGGGGAGGGUGAUGCGGGCCCACGAGGAGAGGACGCUGCGGCAUCUGAAGACCCUGCAGGGUGAGAGAAUGGAGAAUUACAAGCUGCAGAAAAAGCAAGACCUCAGCGACCCAGCAUCGGGGGGAGAGGUGGCAGGUGGAGCCCAGGAGUCCUGCAAAGCCGUGCCCCAGAGGAUGCUGGCGCAGCAAAAAAAGUUCCUGUCGCAGUUCACCGCACACCGGCGGGCGCGCCUGCACGCCUGGAAGCAGAAGGCCCGAGCCGCGGAGCAGCUGGAGGCCCAGCUGGAGACCCAGCUGCAGGAGGCUGAGCAGACCUUCAUCUCGGAGCUGGCCGCCUUGGCCCGGGUGCCCCUUGCAGAAAAUAAGCCGCUUUCCAGCAAGCGAGGCCCAUCAGAGAAGUCCCUAAGGCCCAAAAGAAAGAAAGCCCCGCCCCGGGAGAGAGGUGACCCCAGGGGGCCGGACGACGAAGACCCCGCCUCGGGGCCCCACCCCUCAGGAUCGCUCAGCAGCAAAAGGCCCGGCCAGCCGGACAGCGAGGCCAGCGGCAGCGAGAAGCCCAAGAAGAUGCUGAAGAAAAGAAGCAACUUGUAGGUUAGGGCCGGUCGGCACCGGGCCUGCCUGCCCGCUGCACCAGCAGGACCUGCCGCCUCCGGGGGUACUGGACUCGGGCCUCCGCCCGCCUCACAGGCUCGUGGGGGUGGAGAGAGGUUGGAAAGUGCCAGAGGGAAGCCUAGAUGACCGGGUUGGCUACUGCCUGAGGCCGAGUGCCCAGGGCUGGGUCUCUUGAAUUCAAGACGUGGCUUCACACCUCCUGCAGCUCUUCCUCCCGGCCCCUUGUGCCCCUGCCCCGAGUCCUGACGCCCCCCAACCUGCUUCCUGAGUGGCAGUUGCUUUGCUUCCGGGCUCGGCAGCCUCUGAACCCUGCUGGGCUCCUGGCCUGGGCCAAGGCCUCGGCUCUGCCACUCCCCCAGCCCCUCCUCGGCCUGCCCCGCGCCCCCCAGCCAUGUCCUCACAGGCCCGGCCCAUCUUGGCCUUUCCCAUCCCUGGACUCAGCCAGCAGCGGCCUGGCCCAGGGCGGGCCUCACCAUCCUGGGGUCUGAGGGCCGCCUACGUGCAGGCGCCCGGAGCCGUCUUAGGUGUGGGUCCCAGCACCCGACAAAGCGAGGCAGGGGCACUCGCGCUCCUGGUGCAGAAACCGGCUGUGUCUGCGCCUCUCAGCGCCCGAGCGCCGGCCCGUGGGGCAGCGGCAGCCACACGGCAAGGAAACAGGAGCGAGCCCUGCUGGGAAAACGGCGCCCGUGACUGCUGGGCACGAU
Talpa occidentalis (Iberian mole) is the source of this 3701-nucleotide messenger RNA. It is a transcript of the gene EVC, whose product is annotated as EvC ciliary complex subunit 1. Bases 1 to 2976 code for a protein of 991 amino acids. The transcript is spliced from 21 exons. Gene Ontology annotation, biological process: smoothened signaling pathway. The record is from RefSeq and is a predicted model, not a curated record. NCBI's taxonomy places the organism in Eukaryota, Metazoa, Chordata, Mammalia, Eulipotyphla, Talpidae.